Molecule: messenger RNA, 2083 nt
Organism: Drosophila ficusphila
Lineage: Eukaryota; Metazoa; Arthropoda; Insecta; Diptera; Drosophilidae
Product: protein 5NUC
Exons: 7
Coding region: 175-1941 (588 amino acids)
Biological process (GO): AMP catabolic process
Cellular component (GO): plasma membrane
Molecular function (GO): nucleotide binding; 5'-nucleotidase activity; metal ion binding
Source: RefSeq, a predicted model, not a curated record
CCCUCAGUGCGAUUGAAACCGUCGGUGGCAAAGGUUGGACAAGUUUUUAGCGGAAAAGCAGUAGUGAGGCUUGGCUGCUGAUCGUGAUUCGAGUCCAUUCGGUUAAAAUAGUUCGAAGUUAAACGUGUCAGAAGUUAUUUUGUUGCAAUUGCGGUUGCGAGAUAAUCGGGGCGAAUGCGAACUAUGCAGUCGUGCUGGAUCGCCGGGGUCUUACUGAUCCUUCUGGUUGGAUGGACUCAAGCGAAUCCCAUUUCGAGAAAUCCCAAGGCGGCCACCGAGUUCAUCAUCCUCCAUAACAAUGACAUGCACGCCCGGUUCGAGCAGACGAGUGUGAAUAGUGGAAUCUGUUCCCCGGAGGACGCACAUACGAACAAGUGCUAUGGAGGAUUCGCCCGGGUGGCCUAUGAGGUUCGGAAGUAUCGCAAGGAGGCCAACGAGGGGGGAACUGCAGUGCUGUACUUGAAUGCUGGUGACACUUACACUGGAACCGCUUGGUUUACCAUCUUCAAGGACAAGAUCGCCAGUGCCUUCCUCAACAAACUGCAACCCGAUGCCAUUUCCCUGGGCAACCACGAAUUCGAUGAGAGGGUCGAGGGCCUGAUACCCUUCCUAAACGAGGUCAACUUCCCUGUUUUGGCCUGCAAUCUGGACCUGAGCAAGGUGCCCCAACUGAAGGCCACCAAGCACUUGGCCCACUCUGCCAUUCUGGAGGCCAACGGCACGAGGAUCGGAGUCAUCGGUUACUUGACCCCAGACACCAAAAAACUUACCCUCAACAUGGACGUAGAGUUCAACGAGGAGGUGGAGUCCAUUAAUGCUGAGGCCAAGCAGUUAAAGGCCCAGGGUAUCAAGAUCAUCAUCGCCUUGGGUCAUUCUGGCUACCAAAAGGACCAGGAAAUAGCCAGGAACUGCCCGGAGGUGGACAUCGUGAUCGGUGGCCAUACGAACACCUUCCUCUACUCCGGUGCCCAGCCGGAUGCGGAGCACAUAGAUGGGCCCUAUCCGACGAUGGUCAAGCAGAAGGGCGGCAAGGAGGUGCCGGUGGUGCAGGCCUAUGCCUACACCAAAUAUCUGGGGAAGCUGCAUGUGCAGUUCGAUGCCGACGGUAACCUCAUCGAAUUUGACGGGGCUCCCAUCCUGCUGAAUGCUUCAGUGGCUCAGGAGCAGGAUCUUCUGGAUCUGCUGGAGGUCUAUCGCCCGAACGUCACCAGCCUGGAGAAGUCGGUCGUCGGACACACGAAGGUUCAUCUGGAGGGAGGCAAGGCGAUUUGCCGGGCGCAGGAGUGCAACCUCGGGAAUCUGGUCGCGGAUGCCAUGGUGUUCAGUCGGGUCAUGGAGGAGCAGGGCGGCGAUUACUGGACAGAUGCAGCUCUUUCCCUCAUGCAGGGAGGCGGCAUUCGCAGCUCGAUCGAAAGGAGAUCCGAUGGCUCCAUCACCGACAACGACCUCCUGUCCGUUCUGCCCUGGGGCAAUGACCUCUUCAUGGUGCCGAUGACGGGGAAAUCGGUUCGACGAGCUCUGGAGCACGGAGCCGCCUUGCGGGGCAAGGACUCGGACGGUGGUUUCCUCCAGGUCUCCGGCAUCCGCGUGGUGUUGAACCCCGGCAAACCAGAGGGCAGUCGCGUGGUCUCCGUCCAGGUUCGAUGUGCCGCCUGCCGAGUGCCCACCUACAGCGAUCUGAACGACACGGCCGUCUACAAUGUCGUUCUGGGAGAGUUCCUGCUGGACGGCGGCGAUGGCCACCUGAUCAGGGAUUCGGCUCACAAGCCACAGCGACUGCAGAACAACGACAAGGAGGCGGUGGCCCAGUACCUGAAGCAUCGGGACUUCGUUUACCCCGAGAUCGAGGGUCGGAUCAUCUUCAUCAACUCAGCAGGAGCACUAAUAAGCUCGAUGGUCCUGAUCCUUAUCUCUUCUGUUUCGAUGCAAUUGCUGAGCUAGACUUAAACCAUAGAUUUGCCAUUUCAGAGCCCCAAUACAUCGUCCAGUUCAUGUGCUGAUAUACCGCUUACUUAUUACUAAUUUUUAACAAUUAUGUUGGAAUAAAGGAGGUUAAAGUGCCACAAAACUUAAAUUAACAAAA